CUCAUAACCUCCAAAAUAUUCUAAACAACAAAACGACACAUGACGAGUUGUCAAUUUAACAAGCGGAUUAACUGUGGAAUAAGUGAAUUCAUUUGAAAAAAUGCCGAAACAUAAGAAAGAGGAGAAAGAAGACAAGGAAGCUGAAAAACCCCUGGUUGCAAAGACAAUUGUUGAUGUUCAGAGGUUAAAGCUCAUGAAGCUAAUGAAAAAUCCUGAGAAGCCGGUGAUGCUGCCAGAGCGACCCAAGUCCAAAACAACUCCAUCAGUUCCAGAAUUCGUCAGGAAUGUUAUGGGGAGCAGUGCUGGUGCUGGAAGUGGAGAAUUUCAUGUAUACAGACAUCUCCGGAGAAAGGAGUAUGCCAGACAGAAAUUCAUUCAAGAAAAGAGUAAAAAGGAACUUCUGGAUGAAGAGUAUCAGAAGAAACUCGAGGAGAAUAAAAAAAAGGCCGAGGAGUUGACAGCGAAGAAGAGGGCCAAGAGAUUGAAGAAGAAACAGAAGUUAAAACACCAGAAGAGACAGAAAACAUCGAAAACGGAUGAUAAUGAGAAGAAUGAGAGUUCCAGUGAUGAAGGUGAGCCUGAAGAAAGUGACGAGGAAAAGGAAUGCCCAUCACGAAAAGACGAGGAGGAACAGAGGAAUGGGGAAAACGGUAAAAAUUCUAUUUCCAAAUCGACUGAUAAACUUUCUCACACAACCGGACAAAAUAAACUAACAAAUAAUUCACAAACUCCAGAUUAACAUUGUCAAAAAUUGAUUUCAAUAUUGUAAAUGUAUACAUUAGCUAAUGAAUUAAUGGAGUGUGUUACAAAAAUAAAAUGUAAGUAA
Messenger RNA from Fopius arisanus, 826 nucleotides. RefSeq names its product PRKR-interacting protein 1 homolog. Gene Ontology annotation, cellular component: nucleolus. Lineage: Eukaryota; Metazoa; Arthropoda; Insecta; Hymenoptera; Braconidae. The transcript is spliced from 3 exons. Gene Ontology annotation, biological process: negative regulation of protein kinase activity. Gene Ontology annotation, molecular function: protein kinase binding; double-stranded RNA binding; protein kinase inhibitor activity. The coding region runs from base 101 to 739 and encodes 212 amino acids. The record is from RefSeq and is a predicted model, not a curated record.